AUGGCUCCGCAAAUCAACCACCCGACGCCGGACCUUGUCCCAGAGCAGGAAAAGCGCGUUGGUGAUAUCGAAAAGGACCAUGCCAACAAUGAAGCCGAUGAGAAAGCCUCAGACUCUGACUCGAGCUACAAGCAAGAAGGUGUCCGACAGGUUGAGGCCAUCACCACCGUCUGGACAAAACAAGUCCUCAUCGUCAUGUUUGUGCUCCUCUACCUCGUCUCCUUCGUUGACCAACUCCAAGGUGCUGUGACAGGCAACCUCCAAAACUUCAUCACUUCUUCCUUCGGCCAGCACGGCCUCCUUGCCGCAACCGACAUUGUCGCCUCCAUUCUCGGAGGCGUAUGCAACCUGACCAUUGCCAAAGUCAUCGACAUCUGGGGUCGCUGCGAAGGUUUUGUCGCCAUGAUCGUUCUCAUGGUCAUCGGUCUUAUCACCAAGGGAGUGAGCGAGGAUGUUCCCACCUACGCUGCUGGCCAUACAUUGUACUGGGUUGGCCACUUGGGUCUCGGAUAUAUCAUCACCAUCAUGUUGGCCGACAUGACGACUCUGCGAAACCGAAUCAUCCUCUUUGGUAUUCAGCAAACGCCCAUUAUCGCUACAACAUUUGCUGGUCCAAAGAUUGCUGAUUUGUUCUACACAAAUGUCAACUUUCGAUGGGCAUUUUACUCUUUUUGUAUCAUCUUGGUGUUUUUCGCAAUUCCCGUCGCAAUCGUAUUUGUGCUGAGUAAGAGAAAGGCUGUGAAACUGGGAGUAUACCCUGUGAGGCCAAAGAAUCGCACUGUUUGGCAGUCAUUCAAGCACUACUUUGUGGAGUUUGAUGUUAUUGGAAUGUUCUUGACUGUUGCUGGCUGGGCCCUUCUCCUGCUACCCUUCCAGCUUGUCAAUACUGCUCCCAAUGGAUGGAAGACGGGCUACGUCAUUGCCAUGAUUGUCCUCGGAGUCGUCUUGUUGGUUCUGUUCGCCGUGUGGGAGAAGUACUUUGCCCCUGUCCAAUACUUUCCCUGGGUAUAUCUCAAGGACCGCACUAUCCUUGGAUCCUGUCUCGUAUACGGCUUCAUGUUCCUUUCCAUCUUCUGCUGGGACACAUACUACCAGUCAUAUCUCGAAGUUGUACACUUUCAAAGUAUUACAGACUCUGGCUACAUCCUAAACGCCUUUUCCGUAGCGUCAUCCUUCAUCGCCCCUCUGGUUGGAGUUUACAUCCGCUACUUCGGCAACGUUAAAUGGCCAUCCCUUGCCAUGAUCCCCUUCGCCAUUCUCGGUACGGCACUGCUCGUUCGCUUCCGAACACCGAGCACAUCCGUUGGUGUCCUCGUCAUGUGUCAGCUCUUCAACGGCUGGGCAACAGGCGUCUGGGCCAUGACAGCACAGCUCUCCAUCAUGGCCUCCAUUGAUCAUCAACACAUUGCUGUUGCCAUUGCUCUGUUCGGAUUAUUCGGCUCCAUCGGCCAAGCAAUUGGUUUUGCAAUUGCCGGCGCUCUGUGGACGAACAGCAUGGAGGAAAAGAUGUACGAGUAUCUCCCAGACGACUACAAGAACCAGACAGCGACUAUCUACAGCGACAUCACAGCUCAAUUGGCACUUCCUCGGGAUAGCCCUGCUCGAGACGGCGUCAUUCAUGCCUACAGUGACGUACAAAGAGUCAUGGCUAUUUGUGGCUCCUGCUUCAUGGCUCUUGCUAUUCUGUGCAUCUUCUUGUGGCGCAACAUCAACGUCCGAACCUUGGAAGAGGUCAAGGGCAAGCAGACCAAGGGCACGGUCUUCUAA
Pochonia chlamydosporia 170 is the source of this 1767-nucleotide messenger RNA. Its product is annotated as siderophore iron transporter mirB. Lineage: Eukaryota; Fungi; Ascomycota; Sordariomycetes; Hypocreales; Clavicipitaceae. The transcript has 5 exons. The record is from RefSeq and is a predicted model, not a curated record. Gene Ontology annotation, molecular function: transmembrane transporter activity. Gene Ontology annotation, biological process: transmembrane transport. The coding region runs from base 1 to 1767 and encodes 588 amino acids.